Messenger RNA from Arabis nemorensis, 507 nucleotides. NCBI's taxonomy places the organism in Eukaryota, Viridiplantae, Streptophyta, Magnoliopsida, Brassicales, Brassicaceae. The record is from the annotation of a GenBank genome assembly.
AUGACUAGUUCCGAUCAUUCUCCGUCGCACAACGUCUUCGUGUACGGCAGUUUUCAAGAACCAGCCAUCGUUGGUCUGAUCCUCGAAUGCACUCCGGUCAUAGUCUCCGCCCAACUUCACGGCUUUCAUAGGUACAGACUCAAAGGACGUUUGCAUCCAUGUAUCGCCCCUUCUGAGACCGGAGUUAUUAACGGCAAGGUAUUAACUGGAUUAACAGAUUCUCAGCUACAGAAUUUAGACAUGAUUGAAGGAGCUGAAUAUGAGAGGAAGACUGUUGAGGUUGUAUUAACUGACACAUCCCAGAAGAUGCAAGUGGAAGCCUUUAUAUGGGCUAACAAGGAUGAUCCUGACAUGUAUGGAGAAUGGGAUUUCGAGGAAUGGAAACGACUCCAUAUGGAGAAAUUCAUUGAGGCGUCAAAGAAAUUUAUCGAAUGGAAGAAGAAUCCGGAUGGGAGAGGAAGGGAAGAGUUUGAGAAAUUUGUACAAGAAGAUCCUCCCGUAGCCUAG